Molecule: messenger RNA, 8326 nt
Organism: Hypanus sabinus (Atlantic stingray)
Lineage: Eukaryota; Metazoa; Chordata; Chondrichthyes; Myliobatiformes; Dasyatidae
Product: copper-transporting ATPase 2-like
Exons: 21
Coding region: 5016-7898 (960 amino acids)
Biological process (GO): monoatomic cation transport; copper ion homeostasis
Cellular component (GO): trans-Golgi network; perinuclear region of cytoplasm; membrane
Molecular function (GO): P-type divalent copper transporter activity; copper ion binding; ATP hydrolysis activity
Source: RefSeq, a predicted model, not a curated record
ACAAUAUAUAGGACCUUUACUUCCAAAUAUCUUGAUUUGUUUUAAUUGACAGUGUCAAUUAAGAUGCUAUCUAUGUCAGAUGAUUAGAUACAGUGAAUCAAUAGCUUACAACCAGAACAAAUAUUUGCAAUUUAUUGAUAUUGUAAAAAGAUGUAAGUAAUCCUUAACAUAACAUUAGCUUACAAUUGUGCAACUAAAAAUACUGACAGUCCAAAAUUUGACAAGCACUGUACAGUCAUGUAUUGUGUAAUUUGAUCACACAGAUAGCUUCCCAAAAUUGUCAACAUCAGAAGUAAUGUUUGAGAAUAGAAGGCAAGAGCUUUCAAAAAGAUAGAACAAUACGCCAAAACUGGUCUUUUAAACUCUACACAUCAAAGGAGUGCAAAAUCUUAAAAAUCAAUAUUCACAAGUGAAGGGAAGUACUGUUUGUUUAUAAAGCCGAUGCUUAAUAAUCAGAAUAGUCAGCAUCACAGAAAUGUUAAUGACACAAGUUAAUGAAAUUGACCUUCAUUAUUUAAAGGUUUGCAAGGAGAAGAGCUCUUUUAGUAAUGUGGAAAUGAGAAAGACCUUUCAAAGCCUAUUUAUCAAAUAAUCUCACUCACCCACCUUGCUAUCCAGCUAGCACAUGAACAGUGCUCCUCAAUGUUUCCACACCUUGAUCCAACUGAAUAUUCAGAAGUCAUAUAAUCAAAGAACAUAUAUUUCACAGCCAUACCGUUUGUGUUGCCGGUAAGCAUAAGGGCAGCUCCAUGCGGAACACAAAAACUGUGUGCUUUACUGGGAUUAUUGUGACUCCCAACUAAGGGGUAUGACUGCCAUUUUGUCCUGCUUCUCAGAGACCCAGCUGAAACAAUAAAUACACUGAAGACAAGGUUAAGGCAGAUCUUUUAGUCCUGACGUUUGCUCCAGAACUCAUCACUGCUGUGACAGAUGUAAGUUUUACAAAAAGAAAAACAUACUCAACUUGAAGAAGCCAAAAAAUAUUUCCAACGUACCAAUAUUGAUUUUAUACUAAAGAAAAAAUGUUCACUGGCCAUGACUGAGAAAGCAACUACCUUUUUCAAGGUUGUGUUUUGUAAUUCCAAAACAAAAAUUGAAUUGAUAGAAAAACAAGGAGCCAGUAGAUAAACAUAUGUACUUCAUUUUUACAGUAAGCAAGGCAUGCACUUAUCAUGUGGUAGGUAGUGUCGCAACAUAUGCAAUUCAAGUAUUUUUACAUAUAACUCAUAAUUAUUUAAAUGAACAAGGAUCCUUAAACAAUAUAUUUACAAUAUUGCCCAAAUAUUGCUGAAAUAUUAAGCACAUAACAACCCUGCAUAGCUAUAAACUCCAACUCAAUGUAGAAUGCAUCUUAACUAUAUGUACAAUAUACUAUAUAAUACAACUUCUAUACAGACAUCCACAACGUAAUAAAUUUAAAAUUCUCCCAUUCAGACCUAAAGAUUUAAUCACACUGGAGGAUUUCUUACACGUAGGAUGACGUCUUUCCUGACAAGACCUUCAACUUGGAAGGUGGAAUAUGUGCCUGUGAAAACAAGCUCAGGUCUGGGCCCUCCUUCAUUGUGGUUGUACUGCAGUUUGCAGCUCUGGACACCUCUCUUUUUCCUUUUUCUUCGUCUAGUUUGCACAUCCUGAUCUUGGAGAAAUGCAAUUAGUUCACUGGAGUAUUCACUUAUUAAUCCUUCUAUUGUUUCCUUUACAAUCUGAUCUCUCUCCUUGGUUUCCUCAUCUACAACAUCAUCUGAUGGAUUCUCUGUUUUCACAUCUCCACUGACCCCUUUCUUUUUGGCCUUCCAUUCACCCAGCUGGGCUUUGGUCUUUGCAUCUACUUUUACAAGCAGCUUUUUGUCUCACACUUGAAGUUCAUGCAAUAACUUUAAUGCAUGUGGAAAAGAUUCUAGUUCUUUAUACUCACAAUUGUCUAAUACUUGCAAAAUUUCCUGAAGCUCCUUACACUCUCUUCCAGCUUAAAACCAAGCCACAUUUCGCAAGUAACUGCCUGAUUAACAUAUCAGAAUCUUUCUUACAGUAGAUACGUUGUCUACAAAAACUGUUGUAGUCAUUCCUUUGUUUUCAUCACUUUCAAGAUUCCUCUGAAUAACACGAUCCUUCCUUGGUCCAACAUGCUUUCCAAUCAGAGGCAUAAAGAUUGGCAUCAACACCUGUUUGCUCUCUGUUAGUUCAUGAUCUACAGCAUGGAAACAGUUGUGGCAUCAUCCAAUAUCUUUCUUAAUUCACCUUCAGUUGACUCUAUUUCAGGGUGGAUGGAUUUCCAGUCAAGUUGUAGUUCUCUCAGACGAUCAUGUCCCCACAAUGUUGGCCCUCCUAUUUUUACCAUAUACAAGCCCAACGUGGCUUGUUAGUUGUUGUAUUUCACUGUUACAAAUGUCAUUCCCACAGGAAUGAUCUUUUCUGCAGUAUAAGAUCUUAGCUGGAUAUCUACAUGCUUCAGUUUAGUAUCUUUGAAAUGCCGUUCACUCAUUCUGUGGAAUGACUGAAACUGCCGAGACAGUGUCUAAUUCAAUUAUAAUUAAUUUGCUGUUCACUUCUGGUGUAAGCCAUAUUGUUUGUCUAUUGUUAGCUUUCACAUUAUAAAUCUCAAGGCUACCUAGUCCUGUGUCACUCUCAUCAUUAUCAGAUUUUUCAUCAGCAAAAUGCAGAUUAGUGCUCUUUUUGAAACUGAAUCUUUUUCUCUUCCCUGUGUAGUCCAUUUAUUUUUGGCUGCCGGACAUACUCUUUGUAAAGUGUCCUCUUCUGUUAUAUGUUCUGCAAACUUCGCCUUUAAAUCUGCAUUGGUCUGGUGUACGUGAGCCCCUGUCACAAUGUUAACAUAGUUUGUUCGGCCAGGUCGAUUUCUGUUUAGACAUUGCAAUUUUGUUCAUGCUCAUUUUCAUUCCUGACUGCAACUCAGUUGUGCCUUUGUCUGCUGUUUCCAUUGAUAGAGCAAUUUCAACUACUCUUUUAAAUGUACGCUGUGUUUCAGUUAGGAGCCGAUUUUGAAUGCUUUCUUGUAAAAUUUCCCCAAACUAAAUGAUUUCUCAGUGUAUCAUUAAGCUCGUCAGUGAACUGACAAUACUUGGACAGCUUCUUCAUUUAACCACAUACACUGGACUCCCCUUCCCUUUGAUUCCGCUUAUGAAACCUAAAGUGUUCUACAAUCAAUAAUGGCUUCAGGUCUAAGUGUUUCUACAGAACCUUCAUGAUACCAGCACAGCUCAUUUUGGCUGGUUUGGUUGGAGCAGUUAAACAUCUAAGCAAAUUGUAUGCCUUUAAAUCCAAUCCACUCAGCAAAAUUGACAUAUGCUUCUCACUGGCUAUCUAAUUUACUUCAAAAUACUGCUCAACCUGCUCAGUAUACAAUAUCCAGUUAUUUGUUGUGUAAUCAAACACAUCAGUCUUUCCAAUGUAGCCAGCUAUUUCUUCUGUUUUUCAGGAUUAUUGAAUUGACUAUUUCUUACAUCCUUCACAUACAUGAGGAGUGAAAAUCUUUAUGUUGCUAUCACCUAAUGCUCACUGUUUAUUAACCCAUGAACUCAUCAGUUUCUUGCCUUUUUUAAAAAAAAUCUCCUGUGUCUGUCAAUUUUUCUGAUGGGCACAUGCUGCGCUUUUUUUUACUCGACUGUUUCUAGCUGCACUUUUUUUAAAAAAAUGUUUCACUGCGCUUCAACAGGUAGGCAGUUGAUUCGGGUUCAUUUUAAAAAUACUUUGUCAUCUCUGGUAUGUUUUCUAACUCCAAAACAUAAAAAGGCUAAUUGAAAGGAAAACAAGGAACCAGGAGAUAAAUGUGUGUACUUUGUUUUUACUUUAAGUGAGGCGGGCACUUAUCACAUGUAGCGUAUUUUUACAUAUAUCCCUUAAUGAAUUAUUUAAAUGAACAAGAAUGCUUAAUCAAACAUAAUAAAUACACAACCCUUUAAAAACAAAAGUGCAUAAAAAAAUGCUGGAACUACCUAGCAAGUCAUGUCACAUAGGUGGAGAGUGAAGGGAUUCAAAACAAUGUCCUAUCUUGGUUUAAUACCAACCCACUUAAUUGAAUCAUAGAAAGUGAUUUCCUUCACGACCUGCACCUGCUGCUCGCAAUGUAUGAGAGUAUGCUAUGCUUGAAAGACUAGUCCAUUCCCACUGCAUCUACCCAUGACUUUCAUCAGCAGGGGCAAAUGCUUCAUCAUAUGAAUGAGAGGUCACUGGCCAAAGUGCUAAAUGUGUUUCUCUCCCUGUCGGUGCCGAGUAUUGCCAGCAUUUCACGUUAUAGUUUUAAUUUUAAUGUUCGUUCCUAGUCUGCGUCUGAUUGCUGACAUCAACACCUCGAAAAGCAAAUCUCCUGCAGUGAUUAAUUUUCCCACCAUUUCUUACCAUAGGGUGCAGGCCUACACUUUUGGACAAAGUGCUUUUUAACCCGACAGCACCUGACAUGGCAUGGGUACGAGACAGCGGCCCGUGCAGUAUUGUUGGCAUUUACCGUGAGCUCAGAUGGGUAUUCGGCGGUGCCCUUGCGCCCUACGUUCAAUCCGCGAGGAGCUCUGGAACGCCGCGCGGUGCCUAUUCUACUCAGAUACUAACAGCUACUUCUUGACUUGUUGACUACACGGAGGCAAUACAUUGAAGGCUUGACUUGCGUUGCUAAUAUUAAAGAAGUUGUCAAAAGUCAACAGAAGUGUAUUUCAGGAACAGAAAAAUAUUGUGGAAAAUGAACCUUUCUUGACUGGUGCACCAUUAAAAACACUGAAGAAAUUUAAUGGCUUCUUUCCAAGUGAAAUAAAACAAGACAGCUUCAAUUUCCAUCAAAACCAUGUCUAUAUCUGCAAGUUGGAGUACUUAAAAACAUUUGUGUAAUACAACCAAUGAUGUGAUCAUUGGCAUUGGAGGAAUUAUACUUAAUUGUGCACCACCUCAGAGCAGGACCUCUCAAAGAAAAGAAGCACAGUUGAACAAAAUAUCACCAUUCAAAAAACAGGGAACAAAUAGCUUCAAUACAUCAUUUAUAAACUCAGAAAUUCUGAAGUGCCAUAGAUACAAUGGGGAAUAAUACCUCUCUGUAUGAGUCUCCAAGUCAUUCCACACCAACAAACAAUGAACGGUCAGCUGAUCGGAAGAAUCAAAUUUUGCCAACCAAUGAUCAUGCCCUUGAGUUUCUACCAUCCAAGACCAGAUCCAAUAAGCAAAAUAAUGAAGACCAUGUGACAACAGAAAAAUGUUUCCUUCUGAUCACUGGUAUGACUUGUGCUUCCUGUAUUGCCAAUAUUGAAAGAAAUCUUCAAAAAGAAGAAGGUAUACAUUCCAUUCUGGUAGCACUAAUGGCAGGAAAAGCAGAAGUAAAAUAUAACCCACUUAUCAUCCAACCUACUGCCAUUGCAGAAUUAAUCAAAGAUUUAGGUUUUGGUGCAGCUGUAAUAGAAGAUAUGUCUCCAGCUGGAAACUUGGAACUCAGUAUUACUGGAAUGAAUUGUGCUUCUUGUGUUCACAAUAUUGAGUCCAAAUUAAAUAGAGUUGAUGGGAUUUUGCACGUGUCAGUGAAUCUUGCCACUAAAAAAGCCCACGUUAAGCUAGAUCCUGAAUUACUGGGACCACGCGAUGUCAUCAGAAUAAUUGAGGGACUUGGCUACAGUGCAUCUGUAGUCAAAAGCCAGUCAGCAGUACAUAAUCUGGACCAUAAAGAGGAGAUAAAACAGUGGAGGAAGUCCUUCUUGAUUAGCCUUGUUUUUGGCAUUCCUGUUUUUGGUCUAAUGAUAUACGUAAUGAUAAUGGACAACUAUGGUGGGUCCAGAGCUCUUGAACAAAAUAUUCUUCCUGGGUUAUCAAUUCUUAAUUUGGUUUUCUUUGUUCUUUGUACUCCUGUCCAGUUUAUUGGAGGAUGGUACUUCUACAUUCAAACUUAUAAGUCUCUUAAGCAUAAAACUGCCAAUAUGGAUGUGCUCAUCGUUCUGGCAACUACCACUGCAUAUCUGUACUCCUGUGUAAUACUGAUUGUGGCCAUCGCUGAAAGGGCAGAACAAAGUCCAGUGACUUUCUUUGAUACUCCACCAAUGCUGUUUGUCUUCAUUGCCUUGGGGAGAUGGCUGGAGCAUGUAGCAAAGAGUAAGACUUCUGGAGCAUUGGCUAAGCUUCUUUCCCUUCAAGCUAUAGAGGCUACAGUGGUAGCACUGGGACCAGACAACUCUAUACUGGGUGAGGAGCAAGUAGCUGUGGAUUUAGUCCAAAGAGGUGAUAUUAUAAAGAUUGUUCCCGGUGGCAAAUUUCCUGUUGAUGGAAAAGUAUUGGAAGGUUCCUCUAUGGCAGACGAAUCUCUCAUUACUGGAGAGCCUAUGCCAGUUGUAAAAGGAGUAGGAAGUAUAGUGAUUGCUGGUUCUAUUAAUGCACAGGGGACUCUGCUGAUUCAAGCUACCCAUGUGGGUUCAGACACAACCUUGUCACAGAUCGUUAAACUAGUAGAAGAAGCACAGACAUCCAAGGCUCCUAUUCAACAGCUUGCAGAUAAACUAAGUGGAUAUUUUGUUCCCUUUAUUGUUCUCAUGUCUUUGAUUACACUCGCUGUCUGGAUUAUCAUUGGUUUUGUUAAUUUUGACAUCAUGGAAAAGAACUUGGCAGGAUACAGCAAAAAUAUUUCUAAAGCUGAGCUGAUAGUUAGAUUCGCUUUUAAGACUUCCAUUACUGUAUUGUCUAUUGCAUGUCCCUGUGCUCUGGGACUAGCUGUACCUACAGCUGUCAUGGUGGGAACAGGCAUCGGUGCUCAAAAUGGCAUUCUGAUCAAAGGUGGAGGACCACUAGAGAUGGCACACAAGAUAAACGUGGUGAUGUUUGACAAGACUGGUACAAUUACACAUGGUACUCCUAAAGUAAUUAGGGUUCUUGUACUGAGAGAUGUGGCUGAACUACCACUGAAGAAAUUUCUUGCAGUUGUUGGCACCGCAGAAUCUGGUAGUGAACAUCCUCUUGGAAGUGCUAUCACCAAAUAUUGUAGAGAAGAACUUGGCACAGAUGUGCUUGGUUACUGUAUGGAUUUUCAGUCUGUGGCAGGCUGUGGCAUCAGCUGCAAAGUUACCAGCAUUGAAACUGUGUUAAUGAAAAGUGAAUUGAGUCCUAACAGAAAGCAAAAACAGAUUCAUAAUUCACAUGUUGCGGUGUUCUCACAAAUAAAUAAAGGUGCAGAAACUUCUCAGAUCUACUCUGUGUUGAUUGGAAACCGUGAGUGGAUGACACGCAAUGGUUUACAUGUUGAAAGUGAUUUUGACAAGGCUAUGGUUGACCAUGAAGUUAAAGGAGAGACUGCAGUGAUGGUUACUAUUAAUGGUACGCUAUGUGGGAUAAUAGUAAUUGCAGAUACAAUCAAACCUGAAGCUGCAGUGGCUGUGAGCAUCUUAGAAAAUAUGGGAGUGGAUGUGGUUCUUCUAACGGGUGAUAACUUCAAAGUAGCAACAGCAGUUGCUCACCAGGUUGGCAUCAAGAAAGUGUUUGCAGAAGUUCUUCCCCCACAAAAAGUAGCCAAAGUUCAAGAGAUUCAGGAUCAGGGUAAAACGGUCGCAAUGGUUGGUGAUGGUAUAAAUGACUCUCCCGUCCUGGCAAAAGCUGAUGUGGGAAUUGCCAUUGGAUCUGGCACAGAUGUAGCAAUUGAAGCAGCAGAUGUUGUGCUGAUGAGAAACAAUCUCCUAGAUGUUGUGGCUAGCAUCAAAUUAUCAAAAGAAACUGUUUCUCGCAUUCGAAUAAAUUUUAUUUUUGCAUUAAUUUUUAAUCUGGUUGGAAUCCCUAUUGCUGCUGGUGUGUUUUUGCCUUUGGGCCUGGUUUUACAGCCAUGGAUGGGUUCUGCUGCAAUGGCUGCUUCCUCUGUUUCUGUGGUGGUUUCUUCAUUAUUGUUAAAACUCUACAGGAAGCCAAACAUAGAAAAGUUUGAUAAUCAAGCAUAAGGCAACACCAACUGCAUCCAUUUAAAAUUGAUGAAAGGAAUCAAAGGAUUCUCCAAAGUUCAAUAUCUGCGCCCAAUUAAAAUAUAUUAUUCUCUUAAUUCACUAAAAUAAAAAAAUUAUUAAAUCAGAGAAUAAGUCUUCAGGAUGAAUGUGAUGAAUGGCCUCUGCUGGCUGGAGUGUAAAACAAAGAGCUUGUGUUUGAGGAUGGAUGAAGACUAUGAAUUGAGAAAAUAUAUUGGUACAGUGUGAACUUAUGAAGACUAAACUGUUUUAUAAAUGAAGUAUGUUUUUAUAUAAAUAUACACAAGCUUUCUGAAACAGUAGUUUUCUGAAGUUUAAGUUUGUGAAGGCCAUUCUAGACUUAAUCCUAAAGACUUUACUCCUUGGAAGUCUGUAUUGCAUGAAACCGCAAUAAAACUUAUUUUAAU